This is a messenger RNA of Mesorhabditis belari, 414 nucleotides long. The record is from the annotation of a GenBank genome assembly. Lineage: Eukaryota; Metazoa; Nematoda; Chromadorea; Rhabditida; Rhabditidae.
AUGGAGGAAGAUCGGAUAAAACUCGAUCGACGUUUUGAUUGGGUUGGCCCGUCGGAUCGGAUAUCAAAAAUACGACCUAUCAAAUUACGACGAGUGGACAAUGAAACGAAAUUGGAAACAGAGUAUCGGGAAGAACGCGAGAAGUUGAAUAGAUGGUGUUCCGCUUUUUGGGCGCAACAAAAUACGAUCUUUGACCGGGAGAAAGCGAAGUUUGUUGAAAAGAAGAAAGCCGAAAUUGGAAGAAUUGAGCAAAUUUCGGCCUCUGAUCUUUCCGCUUUUUACAAGACAUUUCUGGACACACGGCAUAAUGCUUUAAUGGAUUUUAACCGAGAAUGGUACAAACGAAAUUUGGGACUAAUUUGGCCAGCACUUCGCGUGAAUCUAAUUCGAUUGACACGGGUUCUCAGGAGAAGA